Molecule: messenger RNA, 2084 nt
Organism: Caenorhabditis elegans
Lineage: Eukaryota; Metazoa; Nematoda; Chromadorea; Rhabditida; Rhabditidae
Gene: cbs-2
Product: Putative cystathionine beta-synthase cbs-2
Exons: 7
Coding region: 28-2016 (662 amino acids)
Biological process (GO): L-cysteine biosynthetic process
Cellular component (GO): cytoplasm
Molecular function (GO): cystathionine beta-synthase activity; pyridoxal phosphate binding
Source: RefSeq, marked reviewed
AGUUUCAACUUUUUGCCCGACUGGAGGAUGUGCCUGCCUACCAUUAAAGCAUUCAAGACAAUUCUGGACGCCGGGAGCCACCGAGCAACUCAACUGGUGCCGUUGAAGAAGCUGAAGGCCGAGUUUCAGCUGAAAAGUGAUAUUUAUGUCAAACUCGAAUAUCUCAACAUCUCCGGGUCGCUGGAAGAUCGUGCGGCUCACCGAGCAUUUGAGAUGUCCAACGGAAUCCAACGAGGCGACGAGGUCUACGUGACCGCCGGCGGAUCAUCUGCAGUCUCCUAUGCCACCGUGGCAGCCGUCAAGGGGGUCAGACUAACCGCCCACGCACCUCCCGGAGCAUUCGACCAGGUCAGGACGAUUCUGAGCACUUUGGGAACCAAGAUCGUGGAGCUCCCGGUUUCAAACUUCCGAGAAGCUCGGCUCCAGGCUGAUCUACUGGCCAAGCGUCGAGGUGUCUACAAUCUUGAUGGGAUCUGCGAGAAAGCCGCGUUUCUGGCGAAUCUUGAAGGAACUGCACCGGAGAUUGAGAAGGCUGGGAAGACCAGUGCAGUUGUGGUACCCCUGGAUGCUGGUGGAGCUUCAGCGGCAGCAGGGAUCGCUGCUUACUUCUUAAAGGAUCAGAAGACAACAGUGGUCGGAGUGAGAUCUUCAGCUUCAGCUUCAGCUUCAGCUCCAGCUCCAGAAACAGAAGUUCUUCUGCAGAAGUACAAGGUGGAAAUCCGAGAUGCUCCUGAAUCCUACACCUUCACCAGACACCUCAUCGAGACGGAAGGGAUCAUGGCUGGACCAUCUUCCGGAGCGGCAGUGCUGGAAGCCAUCAAACUCGCCAAGGAUCUUCCAGCCGGGUCAGUGGUCGUGGUGGUUCUGAUGGAUGGAAUCAGGGACUAUCUAGAUGCUGAUUGGAUGAAGGUGAACGGCAAGAAGCCUAUCAAGCCUCGUGAGAUCUUCGACCCGAAGGUGCUGGACUACGAUCCGACGAAGAUGGUCGGGGAGUGGAAGAGUUCCAGCAAGUUCAGGCCGGAAAGACCACUGGUUCUCGACUCAGUCCUCGAUGCGAUCGGCAAGACGCCACUGGUGAAGCUUCAGCACGUUCCGAAGGCUCAUGGAGUCAGGUGCAAUGUUUAUGUCAAAUGCGAGUUCCUCAACGCGGGCGGCUCCACCAAAGAUCGAAUCGCUAAGAAAAUGGUCGAAAUUGCUGAGAAAACCGGCAAACCCGGAGCACUCACCCCCGGAGCCACCACCCUCAUCGAGCCCACCUCUGGCAACACCGGGAUCGGCCUAUCCCUGGUCGCGGCGGUCCGUGGCUACAAAUGCCUGAUCACGAUGCCUGAGAAGAUGUCCAAGGAGAAGUCGACGACGCUGUCGGUGCUAGGAUCCACGAUUGUCCGGACUCCCAACGAGGCGGCCUUCAACAGCCCGAGCUCUCACAUCGGAGUGGCUCUUCGCUUGAAGCAUGAGAUUCCGGGUGCGGUGAUUCUCGAUCAGUACUGUAAUCCGGGGAAUCCACUGGCACACUAUGAGGAGACUGCGGAGGAGAUUUUGUGGGAUAUGGGGGAUCGGAAGAUUGAUCUAGUGGUCCUUGGCGCAGGAACCGGUGGUACCAUCACCGGAAUCUCUCGGAAGAUCCACGAGCGCCGUCCCAACGCGAUCGUCGUCGGCGUUGACCCGAAUGGAUCAAUCCUGACCGGCCCGACGACUGGACCCGCUCCAGAUUUCUACGAGGUUGAAGGGAUCGGCUACGACUUCAUCCCGGGGACCCUGGACGAAAAAUCAGUAGAUUCCUGGCUAAAAUCUGAUGAUAAGGAGUCAUUCCUGAUGGCUCGAGAGAUCAUCAGAACCGAGGGGAUCUUGUGUGGAGGAUCGUCGGGAUGCGCGGUGCAUUACGCGUUGGAGCAGUGCCGGAAGCUGGAUCUGCCGGAGGAUGCGAAUGUCGUUGUGCUGCUUCCAGACGGGAUUCGGAAUUAUCUCACCAAAUUCCUCGACGACGACUGGAUGAAAGCCCGCGGCUUCUUGUAAAUUGUGACCUAAAAAAAUACUUGAAAUUGGAAUUAUGAACUGAAUUUUUGACAUGAAUGAAGAUUUUU